Messenger RNA from Ophidiomyces ophidiicola, 1572 nucleotides. RefSeq lists its product as uncharacterized. The transcript has a single exon. The record is from RefSeq and is a predicted model, not a curated record. The coding region runs from base 1 to 1572 and encodes 523 amino acids. Lineage: Eukaryota; Fungi; Ascomycota; Eurotiomycetes; Onygenales; Onygenaceae.
AUGCCUCCGUCAACCAGAUCCCGCAGCACCGGCACUUUCGACUCCUUCUCCCGCAGGGGCAAGCCGACAGUCGAGAUCUCGCUCAAGGACGAACAGCUGGCCCGCAUCAGUACCUAUACCAGCCUUGAUGCCAUUCAAGGCGAUGUGACCCUCACCACGGACAGUGAUGUCCGAUUUGACCAGCUAUGCAUCACCUUCGUUGGUACAUCCCACACUGUGAUCGAGCGCCCAGGCUAUGCUGGCCCAACUAUCGGCCAAUCGUCUGCUUUCCACACCUUUCUGAAGCUGCAGCAACCCAUCGACGAGACGCAGUAUCCCCAGCCCAGAAUCCUCGAGGCCGGCCGCAGAUACACGUUCCCGUUUACGUUUGUGGUCCCGGAACGCUUGCUUCCCCACGCAUGUAGGCAUUGUGUCAACCAUCGCCUGGUUCAUGCCGCACACACUCAUCUCCCGCCGUCUCUCGGCGAUCCAAUGCUAGCAGGUCGCGGUUCAAAACUACUCGAUGACAUGUGUCCCCAGAUGUGUCAGGUCCAGUACCAGAUCCGCGCCCGGCUCAUUAGAUUUGAACAAGCGGAUUUCGCCCCUAAAACUAUCGUUGACGUGGGGAAAAAAGUACGCAUUAUUCCGGCUACGGACGAAGAACCCCCGCUAGACGUAUCUGGUGACAGCCGGGAGUUCUGUAUGCGUAAGGAGAAGACAGUGAAGAAGGGACCUCUCAGAAAGAGGACUGGCCGGAUCGCCAUCGCCGCGGCACAGCCAAAGGCGUUCCGUCUCCCGCCCGUGCGCUCAGCCAUCUCAGAGACAACGCAGCCCUCGACCAUGGUCAAGCUGCACAUCCGCUUCGACCCUGAAAAUGAGCUCCAGGCCCCUCCUAGAUUAGGCUCGCUCUGGACCAAACUGCGAGUGAACACGUUCUACUCCACCGCCCCGUCUUCAGAUUUCCCUGUCAAGUCGUCCGGAAUUGCCUGGGAUCUCCAUCAAGGAGUCUAUUCCGACAGCGUCUGCCUGGCAUCUCGCUGCGUUGCAUCUGCAUCGUGGGAGAAACAUACCCAAUCUCCCUCCGCCUCACCCUGCGAUAGUCGCCGCUCCUCCAUCAACUCUACCUGCACCACUGCGUCCUCGUUCCUCCCCGGCCCCACCGCCUGUUUCGCCGGCAAGAUGUACUACACCGCCACCGUGCUCGUUCCGAUCUCUCUGCCCGCACACAAAACCUACAUGCCGACCUUCCACUCCUGUCUUACCUCCCGCACGUACUCUCUCAAUAUCUGCCUGUCCUUCAACCCGCCCAACGUGGGACCCUUCACCACCCACCAGACCCUCUCCCUACGCAUUCCGGUGCAGGUCACCGGUGCGGAGAGCCUUGCUGAGGCCGUGAGCCGUGGCGAGGAAGCCAAUGCUGACCUCGUGGAUGAGUUCUUUACGCCACGCACUCUCACCCCGCCGCCACAUGAGUAUGUCGAACAGGCAAGAUUCGACCGGAUGAUUCGGCCGUCUGAUAUGGUAUCGGCACCGCCGGAAUAUGUCCCCCCGCCCCUGCUCGGGCGCGGGUUUGGGUCGGUGGCUGUUGCUUGA